Messenger RNA from Ruditapes philippinarum (Manila clam), 758 nucleotides. RefSeq lists its product as uncharacterized. The record is from RefSeq and is a predicted model, not a curated record. NCBI's taxonomy places the organism in Eukaryota, Metazoa, Mollusca, Bivalvia, Venerida, Veneridae.
AUGUUGCUCUCUAGAAGUGUACAAGCGUGGUUCCAGGCGUUUACCUUGUGAACACCCUUCUUCAAAUGACAAAUUUUCUAAAAAAUUGAAACAUUUAAAAAGCGGCCUUAAAAAGGAACUAACCAAGUGUGACAUGGACACGCACACACCUCAGUUUGUUUACAAGAUCGACAUUACCGGCCGUACUGGAAGCAACGUGACACGUCCUGUAAUGCAUGCUACAAUAUCAAAGUGGCCAUUGCGCUCACCUUUAUCAACCAAUAAAGGCAUAGACUUGAUGAAAAUACCAGAUCAGACGGGCCAUAUGAGCAUUAAGUUUGACGAAUACAGUCCUUUAAAAAAGAAUUUAGUUGGGAGAAGUUAUUUCACAAUUACAACAAAAGAUUAUUUGGACAAUGUCAUUUUCUAUUUGAAUCCCUCCGACAACUUGUAUCAGUGGCCUAAAAGAGUAAAAAAACAAAGGAAAGUUUUGAAAUUUUUGAAGAAAAUACAGAGGCGAUGCAAUCGACAGAAGCAAAGGUCGAGAAAAAGGUCAAGUCGAAAGAUUUAGGUAAAUUUGUGAAGGAGUCUCGGGGGUCCUGGUUUCGAUUUAUUUAUUUUAUUAAAUAAUAAAAUGGGACAAUGAUUGAAUCAAACAUGAAAAAUACAAUUAUCCCGUUAAUAUCUUUUAAAGAUGUCUCAUUUUAAAGUGAUCUUAUGCUCAUUUUUCGCUGUGAAGUAGAGUUGAAAUAAUACUAUAUAUUUCAAGUGAUUGACCA